Molecule: messenger RNA, 2085 nt
Organism: Malus domestica (apple)
Lineage: Eukaryota; Viridiplantae; Streptophyta; Magnoliopsida; Rosales; Rosaceae
Biological process (GO): transport
Cellular component (GO): membrane; Golgi apparatus
Source: RefSeq, a predicted model, not a curated record
AUAUAAAAUUAGUAAGUUUGGAGGGUAAACUGGAAUGUCGAUGGUGUCUGUCAACCCGGUUAGGCCAAAUUCCAAAGAGUGCUGAAAAAUCCUAAAAUCCUAUGAUUCUACAUCGUUCCUUGUGAUUGAUAAACAACGUUGUCAGACAAAAUGGGUCACAGAGAUCUGCCGUCUCCAAAUUCAAAUGGAUAUUUUAUAAUCUUGAUGCUGAUGCACUUGAUUAUUUUAGCCCGAGCUUCGAUCCAUGACUACCAAGACGAGUCCUUCAUCCGUCGUUCCAAUUCCUUCUUCUUCCAUGGCGGAAGUGAAGGCCUUUACGCUUCCAAGCUCGACUCUGGCAACGACAAGUCCAGCUCUGAGGAUAGGCCCCUCAAUGGCAAGUCAUUCAUCAGGUUCGAAUCAAUCAUCUUUCGAAGAACCAAGGAAUCUGCUGAAAAGAAGAAUGAGAUGCAGCAGAGGACUGGCUUAGUCGAGGCUAUUGUUCUUGAGGUUAGGGACAGGGAGAAGAUUGGGGGUUCUUAUUUGAACUCCAAUGCAAUAUGCUGCACCCCAGAGCUAUCCAAGGACGGUUCUUGCAAGGUGGGAGAGGUUAUCAUCCAACAAAACCCAGACAACCCUGAUGGGCCAAAAAGGAUUCAGACCUUCUUCGAGGGGAAGAAUGAAGAGGCUAAUAUGGAUAUCCAAACUAUUGAAAUCAACAGCACUGGAAUGUACUAUCUCUAUUUUAUGUUCUGUGAUCCAGAACUUGUCGGCACAUUAAUCAGUGGAAGAACUGUUUGGAGGAACCCUGAUGGUUAUUUACCUGGAAAGAUGUCCCCAUUGAUGACAUUUUUUGGCCUAAUGUCUUUAGCUUAUCUAGUCCUCGGUCUUUUCUGGUUUCUCCGCUUUUUACAGUAUUGGAAAGACAUAAUACAGUUGCACUACCACAUCAGUGCUGUAAUUGGACUUGGAAUGUGUGAAAUGGCCCUUUGGUAUUUUGAAUAUGCAAAUUUCAAUUCCACUGGAAGCAGACCAAUGGGAAUUACCAUAUGGGCAGUAACCUUCAGCGCCGUUAAAAAAACUGUCUCCCGGCUUCUCCUUCUGGUGGUUUCAAUGGGCUAUGGUGUUGUGCGGCCAACUCUCGGUGGUAUAACCUCGAAAGUACUUCUCCUUGGUGUGAUAUAUUUUGUAGCAUCAGAAGCACUUGAGCUUGUUGAGCAUUUGGGGAAUAUCAACGACUUUUCUGGAAAAGCAAGGCUUUUUCUGGUGCUGCCUGUUGCUCUUUUGGAUGCCUGUUUUAUUCUUUGGAUCUUUUCCUCGUUAUCUAAAACUUUGGAGAAGCUUCAGAUUCGAAGAAGCAUGGCCAAACUUGAGCUGUACCGAAAGUUUACGAAUUCUCUUGCAGUAUCAGUGCUGCUCUCUGUUGCUUGGAUUGGCUAUGAGUUGUAUUUCAAUGCCACUGACCCGUUGAGUGAGCUGUGGCGAAGAGCCUGGGUCAUCCCAGCUUUCUGGACUUUGCUUGCUUAUUUGCUGUUGGUGGUGAUAUGUAUUCUUUGGGCUCCAUCUCACAACCCAACCGGAUAUGCAUACUCGGAGGAGACCGCGGAUGACUUUGAUGACGAGGGUAUCUCGCUCACGGGAAGUGGAGUUAAGGUGGCGGGCGGAGACUUGGCAACCAAGCUAGAAAGAAAGGAAAGGAAGGCGUCGAGUGCAGCAGAACAUCACGUGUUUGGGCUUGGGGAAGAUGUAGAGGAAGACAAGAGAGAAUAAGGACCGGCUUUUCUUGCUAUAUUCCAUUUGAGUCUCUCUGGAUAUCAGCAUUCAUUUGCAGGAAUAUAUGUCUUCACCAAUACUGUCAAUGUCUAGUAGAAAGCUGUAAGGUUUGAAGAGGAGGAGGUGGUGUGAGGUUUGUGUAAGAGAAAGUAAAUUAGACCCGAAAAUUAGACGGAAAUUAGGCUCUCAUGUAAAAUGGGCAGAAUUUUCGGUGAUCUGCAAUGUAUCUCCUUAUUUAUAUUUCUUAUCAUGUGAUGGGAGGUACAUCGCGUUAUGAAAGAGAUAGAUUGACAGAAAUAUUCAAACUAUCUAUAUCGCAAAUAUUUCCCGUAA